UCACCUUGAACUUGUUCCAAUAUUAUAAGCCUUUUCAGGGAGCUCCUAUUCUUUCCAACUGCCCCACACCGAUAAGGAACAAAAAUUAACUUCAGAAGUCGUUCACCUCCCUCAGGCUGUAAACGGCAGAAAGGGAGACGUACAUUUGCUGUUGAUCUCUUCACUCUCUUGCCUGCUGCACUCCACGGAACAAGACCCCAAGCAUUCGUAGCUUUGUGAAUGAAGCGCAUGCUCCGCACAAGUAAAGACAACGUUGAAUCCGUUUCCCCACGCAGUUCCCUUCCAGUAUACACUCAGGAACGUCACUUCACCGUUUCACUGAGGUUUCAGGGCGUGGUUCAAAUUCGUUUUUAAUCUAGAGAACUUAUCCAGUGCUGCAAAUACGUACAAAAUGGCGUGCUGCAAUAAUGCGAACGACGCGAACUCGUGCAAAACUGCGUUGCAUGAGAACAAAGAAAUCGCCGUAGAAGAAUCCGUCAAAGAAUACUAUGGAAAAACACUGCAGACUCGCGACGAUCUUAAAACUACGGCAUGCGCUUUAACCGCGAAGAUGAGUCCACGCGUGAAAGAAGCAAUGAAGCUGAUACACGAGGAAGUCAUUCUCAGGAAUUAUGGAUGUGGAAUGCCAUUUCCGGAAUGCGAAGAUGGCUGCAAUGUUCUUGAUCUUGGCUCUGGAACAGGAAGGGACGCAUUUGUUCUCAGCAAACUGGUUGGGCCCACUGGCACAGUUGUUGGUGUUGACAUGACUCCUGAACAGCUUGCAGUUGCCAAUGAGUACAUUGACUAUCACAUGUCAAAGUUUGGCUACAGCAAAACCAAUGUGGAAUUCAAGAAAGGUUUCCUGGAAGACCUGUCCGGUGCUGGAAUUCAAGAUGAUUUUUUCGACAUCAUUGUCUCCAAUUGUGUCAUCAACCUUUGCAAGGACAAGGCGGCAGCCCUUUCUGAAGCCUUCAGAGUUUUAAAGACGGGAGGAGAAAUAUUUUUCAGCGACAUCUAUUCGAAUAAGGAAAUACCUGCAGAUGCUCAAAAGGAUAAAGAAGCUUGGGGUGAAUGUCUUUCCGGGGCCCUUUUUUGGAAGGACUUGCACCGAAUUUGUGAAGAACUCGGCUUCAGUCCCCCGAUCCUCGUCUCAUCAAAGACAUUCCAGAUCAGCGAUGAGAGAAUCAAAUCGCUUCUUGGUGAGCAAAUAAGAUUUUUUUUGAAAAUCAAGGGGAUGAUUUCAAUGAAUUAUUGUUUACCGUUGUUCGCAGAUGACGUGAAAUUCGUGUCCGCCACGUACCGCUUUUUCAAACCCGGUAAUAAUGACGCGGAUGCAGCUUCAGUCACUUACCGCGGAACCAUUCGAGAUAAUGAGGACAAUUUCGUUUUUGGGAAAGGCAUUUUGUUUCCGAAAGGAACCCCAGUAGCAGUGGAUGCACAGUUGGCGAACAUUUUGAAAUCUUCUCGUUACUCUGCUCACUUUGAAAUCAAAGAAUUGGACGAGGAUUCGAUUGAAACUGCUUUGAAGAUCAAUGCAAAAAAUCCAUUUUGCGGGGCGGAGAGUGCAGAAGGUUCCGGAUGCUGCUAAUCUGAUUUCUUGAAGAAAAAAAACAUUCGUUUCUCCUUUUUCUGUUUCACACGGUGGAAAUCUCCUGGGUAUAUGAUUUCUUUCUGGAAAGAAGGGAUUAAAUGUCUUCAUCAAUAGCAUUUAAUUUUG
Molecule: messenger RNA, 1696 nt
Organism: Notodromas monacha
Lineage: Eukaryota; Metazoa; Arthropoda; Ostracoda; Podocopida; Cyprididae
Source: the annotation of a GenBank genome assembly